CCCAAGAGCGACCUCUAAGCCCUCCGCUGGCUUCUUAACCCUGUGGGAGUUCCUAGAAAGUGGAGGUGGCACUCUGGGAAUCUCUGACUGACAUGCUGCUGUGGCUGUGGCAUUCGCUCGUCGCCUCCUCGGUCGUUGCUGCACCACCAGCUCUGCAGAAAGCAGAAGCUGCAGAGACUCGGCCCAAUGUGGUGUUAGUAGUGAGCGACUCUUUCGAUGGAAGACUAACCUUUGAUCCAGGAAAUCAGGUAGUGAAACUUCCUUAUAUCAACUACAUGAAAGUACAUGGCACUUCCUUUCUGAAUGCCUACACAAACUCUCCGAUCUGUUGUCCAUCACGUGCAGCAAUGUGGAGUGGCCUUUUCACACAUUUAACAGAGUCUUGGAAUAACUUUAAGGGCCUGAAUCCAAAUUACACAACAUGGAUGGAUGUCAUGGGCAAGUAUGGCUACCAGACACAAAGAUAUGGAAAACUGGACUAUACGACAGGACAUCACUCUCUUAGCAAUCGUGUGGAAGCAUGGACAAGAGAUGUUCCUUUUUUACUGAGACAAGAAGGGAGACCUAUGGCUAAACUUAUCCCUAAAGAGACCGAAGUAAGAAUAAUGGAAAAGGACUGGAAGAAUACAGACAGUGCAGUAAACUGGUUAAGAAAGGAAGCAAUUAAUUCUACUCAACCAUUUGUUCUAUACUUGGGGCUAAAUUUACCUCACCCUUACCCAUCACCAUCUUCAGGAGAAAAUUUUGGAGCUUCAACAUUUCUCACAUCUUCUUAUUGGCUUAAAAAGGUGUCUUACAAUGCCAUCAAAAUUCCAAAGUGGUCAUCACUGUCAGAAAUGCAUUCUAUAGAUUAUUAUUCUUCGUAUACAAAAAACUGCACUGGGAAAUUUACACAAAAAGAAAUAAAAAAUAUUAGAGCAUUUUAUUAUGCUAUGUGUGCAGAAACAGAUGCCAUGCUUGGUGAAAUUAUUUUGGCUCUUCGCCAAUUAGAGCUUCUUCAGAAAACUGUUGUGAUAUAUACCUCUGAUCACGGAGAACUGGCCAUGGAACAUCGUCAGUUUUAUAAAAUGAGUAUGUAUGAGGCCAGUGCCCAUGUUCCAUUCUUGAUCAUGGGACCAGGAAUUAAGGCCAGUUUACAAGUAUCAAAUCCCGUCUCUCUUGUGGAUAUUUAUCCUACUAUGCUUGAUAUUGCUGGAAUUCCUCUGCUUCAGAAUCUAAGUGGAUACUCUUUAUUGCCAUUAGCAGCAGAGACAUUUCAGAAUAAACAUGGCUUCAAAAACCUGCACCCAUCCUGGAUUCUGAGUGAAUUCCAUGGAUGCAACGUGAACGCUUCCACCUACAUGCUCCGAACUCACCAGUGGAAAUAUAUCGCCUACUCAGAUGGUAUUUCAGUACCUCCUCAACUCUUCGAUCUUUCUUCAGACCCUGAUGAACUAACAAACAUUGCUAUGAAAUAUCCAGAAAUUACUUAUUCUUUGGAUCAAAAGCUUCGCUCCAUUGUAGACUACCCAAAAGUUUCUGCUUCUGUUCACCAAUACAAUAAGGAACAGUUUAUCAACUGGAAACGAAGUGUAGGACAAAACUAUUCAAAUGAGAUUUCCAACCUUAGGUGGCACCAGGACUGGCAGAAACAGCCAAGGAAGUAUGAAAACAUCAUCAAUCAGUGGCUCAAAAAAAACUUGUAUGAACAAAAUAAUGAUUUUCAAAAACUACAUAGAAGUUUGUUUAAAAAUGUACAACCCACUUUGGAGCCACAAAUGACGAGGACUGUCUCCAAAACCAAUUUGGUGGCGCAUCCAUGCGCACCCGACCCCGUCUCCUGGCCUGGGCGCGUGCGUCUCCAACUAACUUUGGGAACUAGGGAGCGGCACCCGAUGUAG
This is a messenger RNA of Suncus etruscus (white-toothed pygmy shrew), 1880 nucleotides long. RefSeq names its product arylsulfatase family member K (gene ARSK). Bases 93 to 1880 code for a protein of 595 amino acids. The transcript has 9 exons. The record is from RefSeq and is a predicted model, not a curated record. NCBI's taxonomy places the organism in Eukaryota, Metazoa, Chordata, Mammalia, Eulipotyphla, Soricidae.